AUGGCGAACAGUCGGUACGAGUACGUGAAGCAGUUCGAGCAGCCGGACAGACUGCUGCCGCACUGCUGGAUCGUCAUUCGCAUCGACGGCCGGGGGUUCAGCAAGUUCGUGACGGACCACGCGUUCGAAAAGCCCAACGACGAGCGCGGGCUGCGGCUGAUGAACGCGGCCGCGACGGCGGUCAUGGCGCAGGUGCCGGACAUCGUGUUCGCGUAUGGCGUGAGCGACGAGUUCAGCUUUGUCGUUCGCCGUGACUCCAACCUUUAUGAGAGAAGAGCCAGCAAGCUGAUAUCAGUGGUGGUGUCUCUAUUCGCAGCCUCCUUUGUCCACCAGUGGCCCAACCACUUUCCAUCACAGCCGCUGCUCGCGCCACCGUCCUUUGAUGCGCGUGCUGUGCUCUACCCCUCCACCGCUGUGCUCCGAGACUACCUCUCCUGGCGCCAAGUGGACUGUCACAUCAACAACCAGUACAACACGUGCUUCUGGAUGCUCGUCAAGUCUGGCCUCUCACCCAAAGAGGCGCAGGACACCAUUAAGGGCACGUUGGCGGAUGCGAAGAACGAGCUGCUGUUCACGCGCUUCGGCAUCAACUACAACGACCUGCCCGCCAUCUUCCGCAAAGGCUCCUCCCUCUUCCGACGACAGGUGGAGGAGCAGGUGGAGGGCAAGCAGCACCCAGACGGGCGGCCCGUGGUGCGCAAGCGAUCCAAGCUGCUGGUCGUGCACGAUGACAUCAUCGCUGACGCUUUCUGGGCGGCAAACCCACAUCUGUUGGGGGAGUAA
This is a messenger RNA of Closterium sp. NIES-65, 783 nucleotides long. The record is from the annotation of a GenBank genome assembly. Lineage: Eukaryota; Viridiplantae; Streptophyta; Zygnematophyceae; Desmidiales; Closteriaceae.